Messenger RNA from Culex pipiens pallens (northern house mosquito), 716 nucleotides. Its product is annotated as probable cytochrome P450 12a5, mitochondrial. Gene Ontology annotation, molecular function: monooxygenase activity; oxidoreductase activity, acting on paired donors, with incorporation or reduction of molecular oxygen; heme binding. The transcript has a single exon. Bases 39 to 305 code for a protein of 88 amino acids. The record is from RefSeq and is a predicted model, not a curated record. NCBI's taxonomy places the organism in Eukaryota, Metazoa, Arthropoda, Insecta, Diptera, Culicidae.
ACGAAUGUUACGGUGUAUCAAAGGUUGCGGUGUAACGAAUGUUACACCUUGAGCGGUGGCUCAAGGACACCGAAGGUUGUCCCAGCGGCAAAACUGCGAAUCCGUUCCUCUUCCUCCCAUUUGGAUUUGGACCUCGGAUGUGCAUCGGACGCCGGAUGGCCAUGAUGGAGAUGGAGAUGAUUGUGGCGAGAGUUACGCGCCAAUUUGAGUACCGCUGGAACUAUGGCGAGCUGCACAUCUUGAGCGCGUUGGUCAACAUUCCGAAGAACGAGCUGCGCUUCCAGAUGACCGAAGUUGAUAGUUAGACACGACCAACAGCUGUUUAUCACCUCAUAAGACCUGAGGUGGCGCACCCCAGCGCAAAUGAUGUUAUAAAAUGUAGCUAAUAAUGAGGUGCAUUUAAGUUCCAUAAUUAUUUAAUUACAGCCAAAGCAACGUCGAGCAGCACGUGAAGAGUACUGCAACUGCAGCACUCUCUGUUCAGCAGGGAGCUACCGGAGGCCGUGUAAUUAUCUUUGCCAUCGUGGUCGUCGUGCCCUACGGGGAGUUGCUCACUGCUGGGAGGAUCUCUAUCAGGCGUGAGGGAUCUCCGGUUUCUGCAAUAAACACGUUGCGCGCUGACUAGCAUAACAAUUUAUUUAAUUAAAUUACGCUGAGAAAUUCUCUACCUAAGGUUUGUCGUCUUAUUUUUGAAAAUAAAAAGGUGAUAAAAGGUC